Lodderomyces theae is the source of this 2085-nucleotide messenger RNA. Its product is annotated as U4/U6-U5 snRNP complex subunit. Gene Ontology annotation, cellular component: U4/U6 x U5 tri-snRNP complex. Gene Ontology annotation, biological process: mRNA cis splicing, via spliceosome; maturation of 5S rRNA. The transcript has a single exon. Bases 1 to 2085 code for a protein of 694 amino acids. Lineage: Eukaryota; Fungi; Ascomycota; Pichiomycetes; Serinales; Debaryomycetaceae. The record is from RefSeq and is a predicted model, not a curated record.
AUGUCACAGGAGAUAUCACUAAGCUUGGAAGAGACAAACAAGAUACGAAUUCAACUAGGCUUAGAACCUAUAGUGGAGAAGCCAGCAACACAAAGCAACGUCAUCGAGUUGUCACUCGAGGAAACGAAUAAACUUCGACUUUCAUUAGGGUUGAAACCAAUACCAGAUGAGUCAUCGACUACCAACACAGCCAAGGGUGUUGAAUCUAAGUCGAUCAACAGAGUUAAUGAUGAGCUACUAUCGCAAAAACUCACCAAGGCAAAAGUAGCGUCUGAGAAGCGUAAAUUGAUGGAAACCUCACAAGAAGGAGAUGAUGACGAAAUAGAUACCGAUAGCUGGCUACUGAAAGUUGGCAACUCCCAAUCUACAAAGAAACAGAAAAUAGAACAAGUUCCCUCCAUAAAAGAUUCCCAUUUGGUGAAUGCUCAUAUUGGUCAUAGUACACGAGAAUUGCAAAAUUUGCGCAACAAUGACAUCUUGACACUCCAGGACACCAAUCUAUUGAAUGAUGACGACGACGAUGACGGUGAAGGUGAUGUGCUUGUGAACGAAGCUCUAACUGCUGAGGCUAAAGUGAAGAAUAACUUGAAGGAGAGAAGAGAAGCGGAGAUGAUCAAGUUUAAUGGACGUCAUUAUAGACGUAACAACGAUGAAGACGAUGAUGAUGAGGGUGAUAGAAUGGAUAAAGGUAAUCGCACUGAUGGUGUCAUCAAGAAGAAACCAGUCGUAAUAAAAAACUCCAACAUCAACUUGAACAAGUCUGCUGAGGUUGAAAUGGACAAAGCUGAGUCGCUACCUGUGAAUACAAUGAAAUUUAGCAACUUUUUUGGCAAUUUGGAAAAAGAAUUGAGUGGUGAAUCUACUCCAAAACCACAAAUCAAGAUGAAGAAGUUAAAGACAAGGAAACCCUUUGAGGGGGCUAAACGUAUUGCAUCACCGAGAGUUAAAAUUGAUGAUUUUGAACAACUACCAAAUAUCGAUGAGAAUGAGUACGAUAAUUUGCAGGAGAGCCUUGUGGCCAACGCAAGUAAGCUGAGACUGCAAAGAGCAAGGCAAAAAAUGACCCCAGAAGAGAUUGCAAUUGAAAUAGCCAGAAAUAAAAAGAUUGCCAUGGAGAGAAGAUUGGAAGAAGAGUCAAUGAGACGUCAGUAUCUGGCACUAUUAUCCAAUGAGAUUCAAGGUGUAGAGGACCUUGACACUUUGGGAUUUUUGAGCAAUUUGGAAAAUAACAUUUUAGGAGAAAAUAAUGGUGAGGAGCAAGACACAAUCGAUGAAGAUAUAUUUGAUUCGCAUGAGAAACAAGUCAAUGGCACUAUUCAUGGUCAUACCAGUGAUGGUGCUAAAACUAGUCAAGUCAAUGGAAGAAUGAGCUCUAGUACAAACGAUCCAAAGGAGAAUCUGCCCGAAGCAGUCACCAUGGAGACAGAUCAACAAAAAUCACAAACACGGGGAGCAUCUGAGAAUGAAAAUGACAACCAUCCCAGAUUCAACACUGGUCUAGCAGAUACCCUCAAAUUUCUCAAAUCUAGAACAAACGAUAAUUCCAUUCUCCAAAAUAGAUCCGACACUUCUUCAAUCUCGAUACGUGAAGAACUCUCCAAGCAAACUGAACUUUUGAAAUUAAAAGUUGACAUAGAGGAACGAAUACUUCGAGACGAAUUGUCCACGAACAAAGAGUACAUGAAACUAUCGAAACUCGAUCGAGAAGUACAGUUUGAAGUUGAGUUGGACAAGAGAUUGGCCGAAAAGGGUAUUGUUGUUGAAUCUGGUCAAAGCAAGAGAUUCAAUCAAAGUAAUGGACGUAAGACUAGACUGGGUAAUAAACUGGUCACCAGUGAGAAGAAUCUGACACUUGGAUCAUCAAGUGGAAGUGACGGCGAUAAGUACUCUACCUACAAUCCCAAGGUGGAGUUGCAUUACAAGGAUGACGAAGGUCAGUCGUUGGAUACGAAACAGGCGUAUAAGCAUUUGUCACACAAGUAUCAUGGUAUGACUACAAGUCAGAGAUUGGCCAAGAGUAUGAAGAAAAGGGAAAAGGAGAAGAUUGGUAAAGGGCCAGUGACAAGGGAAAGUAUAGUGGAUUAA